Messenger RNA from Botrytis deweyae, 1055 nucleotides. RefSeq lists its product as uncharacterized. Lineage: Eukaryota; Fungi; Ascomycota; Leotiomycetes; Helotiales; Sclerotiniaceae. The record is from RefSeq and is a predicted model, not a curated record. Gene Ontology annotation, cellular component: intracellular anatomical structure. Bases 204 to 1055 code for a protein of 283 amino acids. The transcript has 3 exons. Gene Ontology annotation, molecular function: oxidoreductase activity, acting on NAD(P)H, oxygen as acceptor.
GUCUCUCUUGAAGUUAUGUAGAAUUAGCAUUCAAUAGCCGCUACGUGAGCCACAAUGGAGUUAUUUGAACGCAUCUUCAAGAAUGUAAUUUCCUUGCCAUACUUGCUUCCCAUCCGCGAAAUCUUCUUUGCUUGGUCUUGAAAUAAGAUACCUCUUCAUUUUACUCCUACUCAUAUCAAACUCUAUAGCAUUAUUUCUUCAGGAUGGGCAGUCUAGCUGAGCCAAAUGUUCCCCCCUUGCCGGGGUUAAGGCCUACAAAUCCCCUCUUCUCCCUUGCAGGGCGCACAAUAGCCAUAACGGGAGCAGGCAGAGGUUUGGGGAUUACACUCGCAGCUGCUGUACUUGAGGCUGGCGGCCAUGUAGCAUGCAUCGAUAUUCUUCUCUCACCAUCUGAACCCGAAUGGACAUCUCUCCAAACCAUCGCGAAAUCAGCCAAUCUCACCGUAUCAUACCACCAAUGCGAUAUCAUCCUCGAAGAUGAAAUCUCAGCUACUCUAGAUAUUAUCGCAGAUGCCGGCUCUAAGCUUGGUGCUCCGUUCCAAGGGAUCAUUGCCUGCGCCGGCAUCCAGCAAAAAAUCCCGGCAGUGGAAUAUCCGGUCGAUGGCUUCAGACGGGUCAUGGAUGUCAAUGUAACCGGAACUUUCUUGACCGUCAAACAUUCGGCUAGGAUCUUCAUAGCCGAGGGGACGAAGGGUAGCGUGAUUAUGAUUGCAUCUAUGUCGGGCCAAGUCGCAAAUAGGGGUUUGACGUGUACUGCAUACAAUACUUCGAAGGCAGCUGUGCAACAGAUGUGUAGAUCUGUUGCUCAGGAAUGGGGUGUUCAUGGAAUCAGAGUAAAUACUCUAUCUCCAGGAUAUAUUAGGACAGCGAUGACGGACGGGCUUCUCGCUGCUGAGCCAGAGGUGGAGAAGACAUGGAUGGCAGGUGCUUUGUUGGGUCGACUCGGGGUACCUGAGGAUUUUAGGGCCCCCGCUGUGUUUUUACUUGCUGAUGGUAGCUCAUGGAUGACUGGUGCAGAUCUUAGAGUCGACGGGGGACAUUGUGCUUCCGCAUGA